CCCCAUAAACCCUAUUAGGCUCUUACGAGCUGCUGCAGCUUCAUCUUCUUCUUCUCUAUUUUUACUGCUAAGAACUGAAGAGUAGAAUUACACUACUUCCUAUCUCUAUACAUGGAGUUGGAGUCGACUUGUAAUCUUGUAUAAUUCGAUUCCUCAGCAUCGCCCUCCACCACUAAAAUCGAAUUCAAGAUGACCCUCCACUCCAUUGUAAUCCAGAAACUACUCAGCACUAAUGCUCAUUUGGGCCGCCGCGUGGUCGCCGAUCACUUCAAGAUCUAUACGUACGGAAUCCGGAACGAGAAGGCCAUAAUCGAUUCCGAUAAAACCCUAAUCUGUCUUCGGAAUGCUGCCAACUUCAUUGCCCAUAUGGCUCGUGACAAGAAAGCCCGUUUUCUAUUCGUCAAUACCAAUCCUCUCUUCGAUGAGAUCGUAGAACAAAUGACCAAGAAGAUUGGGCUGUAUAGCCCUAGAGAUAGCAUUAUGUGGAGAAUGGGCGGUUUUUUAACUAAUAGUUUUAGCCCUAAAAAAUUUAGGUCGAGAAAUAAAAAGGUUUGUUUUGGACCAAUACAACCGCCAGACUGUGUAGUGGUGUUGGAUUCAGAGAGGAAGAGUUCAGUGAUUUUGGAGGCUGAUAGGCUUCAGGUUCCAAUUGUGGCUCUGGUAGAUUCCAAUAUGCCAUGGGAGUACUAUAAGAAGAUUGCGUAUCCUAUUCCUGCCAAUGAUUCAGUUCAAUUUGUGUACUUGUUUUGCAAUCUGAUUACCAAGACUAUCUUGCUCGAGCAGAAGAAGUUGAAAGCAUUGAAGGGAGAUGCUGCUAAAGAAGAGCCAGUUGUUUCUAAGAAAGAAUCCAGGUAAUCCAGUGAGAACACAAAACAGAUUGAGCAAAGUGAGAGCGAGAGCAAAGUCAGCCCUUCAAUUGAUGAACUGCUAGUUGUUCCUUAUCAGAAUUUGGCUCCUCCUCCUUAUGAUAUUGUGGAAAUUAAACAGCUUUUGGAAAAGCUUGUGAUCGUGAAGUUCAAUGGCACUUUGGGGAACCCAGUGGGGUUUAGUGGCCCCAAGUCUGCAAUUGAAGUUUGUAAUGGUUUGACUUCUCUUGACUUAAUUGUUAAUCAAGUUGAGUCUCUCAAUUCCAAGUAUGGGUGCCACAUACCUUUGGUGCUUAUGAAUUCAACCAGAACACAUGAUGAUACCUUGAAGGUUUUGGGGAAAUAUGCCAGGUUAAGUGUUGAUAUUCAUCCUUUUAGCCUGGAAUCUCUUGAUGAUCAGAACAGCGAGGAUAAAUCGUCUACUUCUGAGGAUGCUUCAGCGUUCCUUUCCUUGAUGAAGAGUGGAACUCUUGAUGUAUUAUUGUCACAGGGAAAGGAGUAUGUGCAUGUGAUUAGCUCAGAUAACUCUGCUGCUGCCAUUGAUCCUAAUAUCCUGAACCAUUUGAUCCAAAACAAGAUCGAAUAUUGUAUGGAGGUGACUCCAACUGCAUCAACUUAUAUGAGGAAUAGUUUGGCUAAUCAGCGUCAAGGAAGGUUUCAGCUUCGGGAAAUUACGCAGAAUCCUUCUAAGCAUUUGAUGGAGGAAUUCAAAUUUAUUGAUACAAGAAGCUUAUGGGUGAAUUUGAAAACCAUUAAAAGGCUUGUUGAUACUGAUGCGCUGAAGGUGGAGAAUCUUUCAAUUGCAAAGUUAUUUGAUCAAGCUAUUGGCAUAAUUGUCCCUCAAUCUCGGUUUGUACCACUAAAUGCAACAUCGGACAUGCUUCUUCUCCAGUCUGAUCUGUAUUCAUCUUCUGAAGGCAUCUUAGUUCGGAAUGCAGCUAGAGAUAACCCUGUAAAUCCAUCUAUUGAAUUAGGACCUGAAUUUGAAAAGGUUAGUGACUUCCUAAGUCGCUUCAAAUCCAUCCCUAGUAUAGCUGGGCUAGAAAGCUUGAAGGUGAUUGGUGAUGUGUGGUUUGGAGCUGAUGUGACUCUUAAGGGGAGAGUAAGAAUUGUUGCAAAGCCUGGGCAGAAAUUGGAAAUUCCUGAUGGAGUGGUGCUGGAGAACAAGGAGAUCAGUGAUCCUGCUGACAUUUGAGGAUCCCUCAAAGCCCCAUUUGUUGUUUAUUUAUAGAGAAUAGAAAGAGCUAAAAUUUUGUAAUAAUAGGUGAUUGUUUUGUUUAUAAGCUCCUCUAUCUCAGCAUUUAAAUAAUGUGAUCUGACCUUUCUUAUUUUUAACAGACGAAAAGAUAAUAAUGACAGUGGAAUAGAGUCACAACUCAA
Messenger RNA from Hevea brasiliensis (rubber tree), 2246 nucleotides. Its product is annotated as UTP--glucose-1-phosphate uridylyltransferase. The transcript has 20 exons. Gene Ontology annotation, cellular component: ribosome; cytoplasm. Gene Ontology annotation, biological process: translation; glycogen metabolic process; UDP-alpha-D-glucose metabolic process. The record is from RefSeq and is a predicted model, not a curated record. Gene Ontology annotation, molecular function: structural constituent of ribosome; UTP:glucose-1-phosphate uridylyltransferase activity. NCBI's taxonomy places the organism in Eukaryota, Viridiplantae, Streptophyta, Magnoliopsida, Malpighiales, Euphorbiaceae.